Messenger RNA from Phodopus roborovskii (desert hamster), 1068 nucleotides. It is a transcript of the gene Nrip3, whose product is annotated as nuclear receptor interacting protein 3. Gene Ontology annotation, molecular function: aspartic-type endopeptidase activity. Gene Ontology annotation, biological process: proteolysis. The transcript has 7 exons. NCBI's taxonomy places the organism in Eukaryota, Metazoa, Chordata, Mammalia, Rodentia, Cricetidae. Bases 84 to 806 code for a protein of 240 amino acids. The record is from RefSeq and is a predicted model, not a curated record.
GCUCCCGCGGAGCUGUCAAGGAGCUCGAGGCUGAGGGUGCUCGGGGCGGGAGACCCGGCCGCCGGGCCGCGGGCGCCUCAGCGAUGUUUUACUCAGGACUCCUCACCGAGGGUGGCCGCAAGGAGAACGACAUGCGGGAAGCGGCGUCCCUGCGGCAGCAGCGCCGGAUGAAGCAGGCGGUGCAGUUCAUCCACAAAGACUCCGCCGACCUGCUGCCCCUUGACGGCCUCAAAAAGCUGGGCUCUUCCAAGGACACGCAACCUCAUAACAUUCUGCAGAGGCGCCUCAUGGAAACCAACCUGUCCAAGCUCCGGAGCAGUCGUGUCCCCUGGGCCUCCAAGACCAACAAAUUCAAUCAGGCAAAGUCUGAAGGGCUAAAGAAGUGUGAAGACGAUGAUAUGAUUUUAGUGUCUUGCCAGUGUGCUGGAAAGGACCUCAAAGCUUUGGUUGACACCGGUUGUCAGUAUAAUCUCAUCUCUUCAGCUUGUGUGGACAGAUUGGGACUAAAGGACCACGUCAAAUCUCACAAGCAUGAAGGAGAAAAGCUUUCUCUACCACGGCAUCUCAAAGUAGUAGGUCAGAUUGAGCACCUACUGAUUACAGUGGGGUCUCUCCGUCUGGAUUGCCCAGCAGCUGUUGUUGAUGACAAUGAAAAAAACUUGUCACUUGGUCUGCAGACUCUUAGAUCCCUGAAGUGUAUCAUAAAUUUGGACAAGCACCGGCUGAUUGUUGGGAAGUCAGACAAAGAAGAAAUCCCUUUUGUGGAGACAGUUUCUUUGAAUGAAGACAACACGUCAGAAGCGUAAUUGCAGCCUGGAACGUGUCUGCAGGUGCACACACACACCAGGUUGACAGACUGAGAAAACUGGGUUUUAACUAAAUGCAGUAGUAACUUGCUCUGGACCAAGUCCUUCCCUUCAGUACAUCCUGCAGGGGCUUCUUCCCACUCAGACCUUUCUAGACUAUAGUUUGUGCUUAGAGAUCUUGUCUAGUUAAUGGCUUAAUGGUUAAACAGCCAUUGUUUUUUACUUCUUUGAAUAUUUAAUUUAUAGACCCUUUUUGACACUG